Messenger RNA from Diorhabda carinulata, 884 nucleotides. RefSeq names its product glutathione S-transferase-like. The record is from RefSeq and is a predicted model, not a curated record. Gene Ontology annotation, molecular function: glutathione transferase activity. The coding region runs from base 130 to 771 and encodes 213 amino acids. The transcript has 4 exons. Gene Ontology annotation, biological process: glutathione metabolic process. Lineage: Eukaryota; Metazoa; Arthropoda; Insecta; Coleoptera; Chrysomelidae.
UAAAUCAAUUAGUUUAUAUGUCCCAAGUUAGUUAGUAGUUAUUUAUCAUUUCUCUACAUUAACAACGUAACAAAUUAUUUUGAUGAAGAAAUCUCAUUAUAUUAUACCAACUUCUAUUUGGAAAGAAAAAUGAAUUCAUCCUACAAAGUAUAUUAUUUUGAUGUUCCUGGUAAAGCUGAGCCAAUACGCAUGCUUUUAAGUUACGGAGGAUAUCCAUUCGAAGAUGUGAGAUUUGAGAAGUUAGUUGAAUGGCCCAAACAUAAAAAGAAUAUGCCCUUUGAACAAGUACCCGUUUUGGAAAUUGAUGGCAAAAAACUAACACAAACCGUACCACUUACUAGAUUCUUAGCGAACCUUGUGGAUCUUGCAGGAAAAGAUCAUGAAGAAAAUUAUGAAAUUGAUUCUACUGCUGAAAUUAUUGGAGACAUCUAUAAUAGUGCCUUGGAAUUUUUUUUUGAACGCGACGAACAUAAAAAAAGAAAUUUUGAGAUUAAAAUGCAAUCAACGUUGUCUCUAUUUUUGCCAAGUCUAGAAGAACGUGCAAAAAAAAAUGGAGGUUUCAUCGCACUAAACAGGUUAACUUGGCCUGACCUAUGUUUCACAACUUAUUACCAAGAUAUCAGAAAUAUAUUGGGAAAAGACUUUUUGCAAGAUUAUCCAAAUCUUCAACAAGUCAAAAAACACGUAUUAGCUGUAGAGAACAUAAGGAAUUGGAUAAAGAGAAGACCAUUAGAUCCAGCAUUUGCAUACACAUUGAAAGAUGAUUUAUAAUUCUUUUUGUAAACGUCUAUUGACAUAUGAUGAACUGGAAAAGGAACAUAAUGUAAAUCGUCAUCACCAAUGUUUACAAAUAAUUUCCAUUAAUAAAGAGUUGAUGUAAAUAA